AUGUCCGAUAUCCCUUUACGAAUCGCUGCCGCCGAUGCUGCCGCCGAAGGUCGAGCUGAUGAACUCGCUCGCCUCCUCAAUCACCGCCCGCCCACCCAUGAUGAAUUGAAGGGACUAGCCUUCCUCGCGUCCGAGUCCAAGUCUCUACCAAUUCCCCAAGUCCUUCUCAAUAACAGCUGGGACAUUAAUUCGCCUGAGAGCUACUGUGAUCCGCCAUUUCUAGGGGGAGCGGGUGCCGACGAAGAUGUCGUUCGAUGGUUUCUUGUCCACGGCGCCGAUCCUAAUGCGUUCGCCACAAAAUAUAGAGUGACGCCGCUCUCCCGUGCUGUCCAAUACGCGCCCCUCAAGAUCGUCCAGCUUCUCCUGGAUUUUGGUGGCUCUGCGACAACAGGCGAAUUGGUCUGGUUCGCUUGUCAAAGACCCGCGGAAGACCCCGACGCGUUAACAAUCCUCAAGCUAUUGUACAAUAGAGGGGCACCUGUCGAUAAUGUCCUUUUUGCUGAUUUUAAUGACCUUCGCGAUGUUUCCAUAUCUACUGGAACACCUCUGUGGGUGUCCAUUGGAAAGGGUGACGUUGCCAGAGUACAGUUUCUCCUAGAUCGCGGUGCGAGUCUACUUGCCAAAGAGCCAGGCCUGGAUCUAUCGCCGCUGGAGAAAGCAAGGCAUUGUGUAAACCAAGAAAUUGCCAAAAUUGUAUCGCAGGCAGCCACAUCACGUUCGGAUGUCCCGUGUUGA
Messenger RNA from Fonsecaea pedrosoi CBS 271.37, 735 nucleotides. RefSeq lists its product as uncharacterized. The record is from RefSeq and is a predicted model, not a curated record. The transcript has 2 exons. The coding region runs from base 1 to 735 and encodes 244 amino acids. Lineage: Eukaryota; Fungi; Ascomycota; Eurotiomycetes; Chaetothyriales; Herpotrichiellaceae.